Amphibalanus amphitrite is the source of this 1929-nucleotide messenger RNA. Its product is annotated as LRP2-binding protein-like. The record is from RefSeq and is a predicted model, not a curated record. The transcript has 3 exons. Gene Ontology annotation, molecular function: protein binding. Bases 444 to 1583 code for a protein of 379 amino acids. Lineage: Eukaryota; Metazoa; Arthropoda; Thecostraca; Balanomorpha; Balanidae.
GAAAUGAAUGUUUGGUUUUAUUCUACGAAAGUUUUGGCGGCAGGUAUUUUGUUUGGGACAUCAAUAAAAAAUGUUAUGAUCCAAUUUAAUGUUAUUUUUAAUUAAAUCUUUACGCUGUUUAGUUGAGAUUUUUCUUAUGUUUACGCUUAGUGACUUUAUUGAUCAUUACACUCAUGUUAAUUGUCACAUGAAAAUAACUACAAAGUCAUUCGUGAGCUUCGAUAAUUUUAGUUCAAUUUCUUAAUUCCUUCUAAGCAGUAUCAGCAAGGCAAAUUACUUCAAGAACUAUACAAGCCCUGCUAUAAUUUGAGCUCAACAUGGCAUGACACAACUCCAGCAUGCCUUGCCAGUAACGUAUACACUUCACACCUGCGUCCUUACUCCUUAGUCUGAUGGAACCAGCGAAAUCGCACUGCACCUAACGCUUCAAAAUUGUACCGUCAAUGGCGACCUGCACCGACUGGCCGUCCAGGGAUUGGUACGUACCACCGGUGACCACUUGUACCGACUGGCAGUCCAAAGAAUGGACCGAGGCGGCCGGCGGGCUCGGUCACGCCAUGGGCUUCGACUCGCAGUCGGCCUCAGAGCUCAGCGGGGUCAGCUGCGAGGAGAGCCCUUCGUCGGACCUGCAGGCGCGCUCGGAUGCCGCCACCGAGCGCUGCCUCCGCAGGAGGAUCGACGCCGGCGACAAGCGCGCCGUCCUGUUCCUCGCCCAGCUGUACUUCGACCGGGGCGACUACGAGAGCGCCCGGCCCCUGUUCGCAUCGAUAGCGGCCGAGAAUGUGUUCGCCCAGUACCAGCUGGGAGUGAUGCUCUUUGAGGGCCUGGGGUUCGAACAGGACCUGGAGCGCGGCUUUCGGCUGAUGCUGAUGGUGGCCCUCAGCGUGCCCAAGACCGCCGAACAGAAGGAGGCGAUUCACAGGGCGCAGUAUAACAUCGCCAGAGCCUACUUCAUGGGGUACGGCGUGCACAGCAGCGAGGACGACGGCCGCCGGUGGCUGGACCGAGCGGUGGACGGCGGCUCGCGACUCGGCAGCGCGCGCGCCCAGACCAUGCUGGCCAUGCUGCUGGCCAGGAGUGACACGCGCGACCUGCCAAAGUCCUUCUUCUGGCACUCGGAGGCCACCGGUAACGGUAGUCUCGAGUCCCAAGGGGCGCUCGGCGUCAUGUACCUGUACGGUCUGGGCGUUCGGCGUGACCUGGUGGCGGCGCGCUUUUGUCUCAGCCAGGCGGCCCGGCGGGGCAACAUCUACGCCACGGCGCAGCUCGCGCUGCUCUACUACCGCCACCACUUCUAUCGGCACGCGGCGCGCUUUUCGGCGCACCUGGCGCAGUACGGCGCCGCAGAUGUGGACCAGUUAGCUCGUCAGUCGGGCUGUCUGGCUCGCUACGUGCGCCGCGGCCUGGCCAUCGGCUGCUACCUGCUGUCGCGCUGCCUGCUGCGCGGCCAGGGCUGCCUGGCGGUGGACGAGGUAGCGGCUCGCCGGCUCGGUGCGCGAGCCGUGGAACUGGACCCGGCCGCCACAGCCUGGGUGGAGCAGCUGACCAUGCACGGCUCCUGGCUGCGGUCGCCCGGACUGUGACUGGACCCGGGCUGUAUCCGGACCUGGGCCGGUGCCAGACUGUAAAAUUACCGUAUCUGGAACCGGACCCAGACAAAGAAGUGACCAGGACCGACCCAGAGCGGACCAGGACCGGAUGCUUCCUAGGUGUCGCAUCCAGCGGUUUAUCCUGGCCACCCUUCGCAUCAUGGCCGAAGUUUUUGUCCUUGCCAGAAAGUCCAGAGUGCUUACCAGGGUUAGUGCGAUUUUUGUGCAUCACUACUUUGCUCAACGUUUAAAGCAAAUAAUAACGUUUUUACUUUGCGAAUGUAAUGGAGCAUGUCACGUAUCUAGAACAACAUGAAUUAUAUACCAGAAUUAUCGUUCA